AGUGUGUGGGAUAAAAGCCUUAGCUCUGUUUCGCUGGCGUGGGGCCUCAGUUUAUCUGCCUAUUAAAUGGGCAGUUUUUCAUUUCAUCAGUCCCUUACUAGUCUCCUGAGCCUUGCAUGGGUCCAGCUCCUUUUAACUGGAGGGUGAGGAAAGAAAGGGUAGGAGUCUAAGAACUUUAAGGGAGAUCGUAGAACUGUUUUGAAAACAAAUCCAGGUUCAAAUUGGCCAGCCUCUGGCACUUCAUAAAUGUUGGUUCAAAAAUCGUCUGCUUCUAGCUAACUGUUGAUUUCAAGACCAUCUCUGGACCUCACUAGUCUCUUGCUGACGACCAAAGGGCAAGUAAGCAUGUUGCAGGGUCUGCAAUAGAACAACUGGGCCCCUUUCUUCAGUCAGAGUGCUCAUCUCCAGUCCCCAGGUCCUCCGCCGCAGGCUCCUCCUCCAUUGACAUCAGAGCCGCAGGCGGGCCGAGGGAGCCGAGCCCCAGCCGAGCGCCAGCGACUGAACAGGCAAACUGACCAGGUACGGACGCGGCGGGAGCUCCGCACCAGCCACCUAGGCCCUCGCAGCCAGCCCCGAGGCGGGGCAGCCGCAGGAGCCCUGGCUGUGGCUGGGGAGCAGUGGGCCAUGCCAGGGGCAGUGGAAGGCCCCAGGUGGAAGCAGGCAGAAGACAUUAGGGAUAUUUAUGACUUCAGGGAUGUUCUGGGCACGGGUGCCUUCUCAGAAGUGAUCCUGGCAGAGGACAAGAGGACUCAGAAACUGGUGGCCAUCAAAUGCAUUGCCAAGAAGGCCCUGGAGGGCAAAGAAGGCAGCAUGGAGAAUGAGAUCGCCGUCUUACACAAGAUCAAGCACCCCAACAUUGUAGCCCUGGAUGACAUCUAUGAGAGUGGGGGCCACCUCUACCUCAUCAUGCAGCUGGUUUCAGGUGGAGAGCUGUUUGACCGAAUUGUGGAGAAAGGAUUCUACACAGAACGGGAUGCCAGCCGCCUCAUCUUCCAGGUGCUGGAUGCUGUCAAGUACCUGCACGACCUGGGCAUUGUGCACCGGGAUCUCAAGCCAGAGAACCUGCUAUACUACAGUCUGGAUGAAGACUCCAAAAUCAUGAUCUCUGACUUUGGCCUCUCCAAGAUGGAGGACCCAGGCAGUGUGCUCUCCACAGCCUGUGGGACUCCAGGAUAUGUGGCCCCUGAGGUCCUGGCCCAGAAGCCCUACAGCAAGGCCGUGGACUGCUGGUCCAUAGGAGUCAUUGCCUAUAUACUGCUCUGUGGCUACCCGCCGUUCUAUGAUGAAAAUGAUGCCAAACUUUUUGAACAGAUUUUGAAGGCUGAGUAUGAGUUUGACUCUCCUUAUUGGGACGACAUCUCUGACUCUGCCAAAGAUUUCAUACGUCAUUUGAUGGAGAAAGACCCAGAGAAGAGGUUCACCUGUGAGCAGGCCUUGCAGCACCCAUGGAUUGCAGGAGACACAGCUCUGGAUAAGAAUAUCCACCAGUCAGUGAGUGAGCAGAUCAAGAAGAACUUUGCCAAGAGCAAGUGGAAGCAAGCUUUCAAUGCUACCGCUGUGGUUCGGCACAUGAGGAAGCUGCAGCUGGGCACCAGCCAGGAGGGACAGGGACAGACAGCUAGCCAUGGAGAGCUGCUGACACCCACAGCUGGGGGGCCAGCAGCUGGCUGCUGCUGUCGAGACUGCUGUGUGGAGCCAGGCUCGGAACUGCCCCCUGCACCACCCCCAAGCUCUAGGGCCAUGGAUUGAACAUUAAGGAAGUCAGGGUUUCGUCCGUGAGGGGUUGGAGGCAGCCUGCUUCCUCCUCACCCCAGAACUGGGGAGUUUCUGACCCCAUACUUCUUCCCCCUCCCCUCUCACUCUUCACUGCAUUUUCCAUACAAAUGUUUCUAUUUUAUUGUUCCUUCUUGUAAUAAAGGGAAGAUAAAACAAAACAGU
This is a messenger RNA of Rattus rattus (black rat), 1938 nucleotides long. RefSeq names its product calcium/calmodulin dependent protein kinase I (gene Camk1). Gene Ontology annotation, cellular component: intracellular anatomical structure. The coding region runs from base 625 to 1749 and encodes 374 amino acids. Lineage: Eukaryota; Metazoa; Chordata; Mammalia; Rodentia; Muridae. Gene Ontology annotation, biological process: peptidyl-serine phosphorylation. Gene Ontology annotation, molecular function: calmodulin binding; calcium/calmodulin-dependent protein kinase activity; ATP binding. The transcript has 12 exons. The record is from RefSeq and is a predicted model, not a curated record.